AUUUCGGGGCGACCCUCUUCUUGGCGUAGAGUUUUCAGAUUGCUCUUGGGAACGAUGCCGAAAGUAGUGUCUCGGUCAGUAGUCUGCUCUGACACUCGGGACCGGGAGGAAUAUGACGACGGCGAGAAGCCCCUCCAUGUUUACUACUGUUUGUGCGGCCAGAUGGUCCUAGUGCUGGGUGAGUAGCCGGGAACUGCGGGGGCGUCUGCAAGGAGCCAGACUUCGGGUUCUUGAAGGCGAAUUUCCUCUGGCUGUGAUCUGGGAGCCACUUCUCAACGAAGAUUGACUGCCAGUUAGAGAAAUUGCCCAUGAGGCCCCGGGACCGGUCCCGUGUGAUUGAUGCUGCCAAACAUGCCCAUAAGUUUUGUAACACAGAAGAUGAGGAGACUAUGUAUCUGCGGAGACCUGAAGGCAUUGAACGACAGUACCGGAAGAAAUGUGCAAAGUGUGGACUGCCGCUCUUCUACCAAUCCCAGCCAAAGAAUGCUCCUGUUACCUUCAUUGUGGAUGGAGCAGUAGUCAAGUUUGGCCAGGGCUUUGGGAAAACGAACAUAUAUACUCAGAAACAAGAGCCUCCUAAGAAGGUGAUGAUGACCAAACGGACCAAAGACAUGGGCAAGUUCAGUUCUGUCACCGUGUCUACCAUUGAUGAAGAGGAAGAGGAGAUUGAGGCUAGGGAAGUUGCUGACUCAUAUGCACAGAAUGCCAAAGUGAUUGAAAAACAGCUGGAGCGCAAAGGCAUGAGCAAGAGGCGACUACAAGAGCUGGCUGAAUUGGAAGCCAAGAAAGCGAAAAUGAAGGGGACCUUGAUUGACAACCAGUUCAAAUAACCAGGCCUUUUUCUGAGCCCUAGACUAGAGGCAAGCAUUUAGAUCAGGAGGCAAAGUAAUUUCUUGAUUACAUAGACGGAUUCCUAUUUAUGCCCUAGCAGAAGGCUUUACGUUGUUUCCCAUUGAUUCUCCUACAUUCAGUGAGGUCUUUAACUGAGUCCGUUUAACUUGCUUUCUUUUUUUUUUGUUUUUGAGACAAAGUCUUGCUCUUUCGCCCAGGAUGGAGUGCAGUGGUGCGAUCUCGGCUCACUGCAACCUCCGCCUCCCGGGUUCAAGCAGUUCUCCUGCCUCAGCCUCCUGAGUAGCUGGGAUUACAGGCAUGUGCCACCACGCCUGGCUAAUUUUUGUAUUUUUAGUAGAGACGGGUUCCACCAUGUUGGCCAGGCUGGUCUCGAACUCCUGACCUCAAAUGAUCCACCCACCUUGGCCUCCCAAAGUGCUGGGAUUACAGGAGUGAGCCACCGUGCCCAGCCUUGCCCUGCUUUCUAGGAGAUGGAGUUUUCUGAAUUUUUCUGUAUUUAGGUUUUCUGUACUAUUUUUUGUCCACUUGAUGCAAACUUCUUCAGCUGUGUAGAAACUUUAUGAAUAGAUGAGUGCUUGAGUGUCUCCAGUCUCUAAAGUGGCUGCUUUUAUUCUUUCUUCAAAGUUAAUAACAUGUUGCAAGAUUUUUGGACAAAAUAUUAUGGUGUGUCAUAGGAAAAGCACCAUGAAUUAUAUUUAGGUAUAGCAAGUCAGAUCCUUUGAAGUGACUCUGUCUCUGUUCUUAGAAGGGUUCUUGGAAUUGGCUGUGGUUUGAAUCUUUCUACUGUCAGAGGAGACCCAUUAAAAGCCAGAAUCUGCAUAAAGCUUUCUUUACUUCAAACACUGAAGCUGUAGGCGAGCCAUCCCGUAUCGACUUUAUACUCAAAGAAGGAAAAGCCAGAUUGCAGUGAGUGGGUAGGACAGCUCAGAUCCAAAUGAAAGUAGGGUCUCAAGUAACCCAAGGGUGGCCGGGUAUGGUGGCUCACGCCUGUAAUCCUAGCACUUUGGGAGGCAGAGGCGGGCAGAUUGCCUGAGCUCAGGAGUUUGAGACCAGCCUGGGCAACAUGGUGAAACCCUGUCUCUACUAAAAUACAAAAGAAAUUAGCCAGGUGUGGCGGCAUACCCCUGUAGUCACGGCUACUUGGGAGGCAGAGGCAGGAGAAUUGCUUGAACUCGGGAGGUGGAGGUUGCAGUGAGCUGAGAUUGCACCACUGUACUCCAGCACUCCAGCCUGGGCGACAGAGUGAGACUCUGUCUCUACAAAAAAAAAAAAAAAAAAGUAACCCAAGGGAGGGAGCUACCCUCUAGUCGGGCAGCUGAUACUGCUUCCUUGCAUGGAUACAUGGGAGGGAGACGUUAUAGAUUAAGAAAUGAUAGCAAGAUAAACAAAAUGAUUUGUUGGGUAUCUUCUACUUUACAUUUGCUAUUUGCAGAGGAGUGUUGUAUAUAUAGAUGUUAUUUUAUGUCACACUGCUUCAGUGAUACCUAUAUCCAUGUGUUUGUAUCCAUGUUUUUAUCCAUUCAACUGUAUUAAAAGGUGUUGGGACAGGA
This is a messenger RNA of Pan troglodytes (chimpanzee), 2402 nucleotides long. It is a transcript of the gene STEEP1, whose product is annotated as STING1 ER exit protein 1. Gene Ontology annotation, biological process: endoplasmic reticulum membrane organization; endoplasmic reticulum to Golgi vesicle-mediated transport. Bases 309 to 830 code for a protein of 173 amino acids. The transcript is spliced from 7 exons. The record is from RefSeq and is a predicted model, not a curated record. NCBI's taxonomy places the organism in Eukaryota, Metazoa, Chordata, Mammalia, Primates, Hominidae.